Messenger RNA from Cicer arietinum (chickpea), 2288 nucleotides. Lineage: Eukaryota; Viridiplantae; Streptophyta; Magnoliopsida; Fabales; Fabaceae. The record is from RefSeq and is a predicted model, not a curated record.
AGGCAUCCAAUUUGCUUAUCCCCAACAAAUUAAAGAAUUGAAAUAUAGCCUAAAGUUGAAUUUAUCACAAUGUCACUGUCCAAUGGAGCUAAACUGCCAAACCCAUUUGAUCUUAACGACUCUCAGAUUUUGGAUAAAGUUUAUCUGACCCACCUCCAUGAUGAUGAUAAGUGUGAUAAAGAUGUCCUUUUCAACAUUGUGUCCAAUGUUAUCCAUAGGUCACAGUCACAGAUAAGGGUAGCAGAAAACAGAGGUGCUGUAACCAGUUUCCAACCAGAAUUUCGCACAUUGAAGCUGAUUUCUUGUCAGAUGAUAACAACGCCUCGUGGAGAACGUUAUGUGCAUCAAACAACAAUGUGGAUUCUUCAACAUCUGAAAACCUAUUCAUGGGAUGCAAAAGCACUCAUAACUCUGGCUGCAUUCACUUUGGAAUAUGGGAAUCUUUUGUACCUCACUGAUAUUUCAACAUCAGAUCAAUUUGUUAACUCUUUGAAACAACUUAAUCAAAUUCAAAGCAGAAAGGUUCCUGCUACAGAUUUGGUUGUGUUGAUAACGGAAGUGCUUAUGCACAUUAAUGAAUGGGCCACGUGGUGUGGUGUUGGUUAUGACACUCUUCAAGUUCCUUCUUUGUCUGAUGCAUUGCAAGAUAUUCCUGUUGCUGUUUAUUGGAUCAUUGCUUCCAUUGUUGCUGCUACUGCCAACAUUGUUGCUGUUUCGGACUAUACAUUAUCAAGUUUUAAAGACAGACUUUCUUUGGUUGAUUCUAAAUUGAAGGAAAAUUUGAUACUGAGCAAAAGGCAAAUAGAUUCUGUUGAAGAAUACUUGAAGCGCAAGAAAGCAAUUUCCAAUCCUAAAAAUAUUGUUGAUUUCUUAAAGCUUCUAAUCCAACGCAAUGGAGAUAAUCUCCUAAUAUAUGACGGCAACAACAAAACAAAAACAGAUAUUGAAGUGUUCAAAGAGAAAUAUGUGUUGUUAUUCAUUUCAAGCCUUAACAAAGUUGAAGAUGAGAUUUUGCUAUUGAAUUCUAUCUAUGAAAGAUUGCAUGACAAUCCACAAGAAGUGAUAAAAGGUUACAAGAAAGAGGAUUUCAAGAUUUUGUGGAUUCCCAUCUGCGACGACGAAGGCGAGAAGAUCGAAUUCAAUUCUUUAAAGAAUAAGAUUAGAUUUUAUGCAGUGGAGUACUUGUCUAAGUUAUCAGACAUUCGAUUCAUAAGAGAGAUUUUGAAUUAUAGAGAUAAGCCUAUUGUCCUUGUGCUCAACCCUUUAGGUGAAAUUAUGAAUGAAGAUGCAAUGAACUUGAUUUUUCAAUGGGGAAUAGAUGCAUUCCCUUUUAGGAACAUAGAUGGUUAUGAUCUUACUCAAAAAUGGAAAUGGUUUUGGGAUGUUACAAAGAGAGUAAAUCUUGGAAUACAGGUGAAAGGGGAUAGGUACAUCUUCAUCUAUGGAGGUGGUGACAAAAAAUGGACUCAAGACUUCACAUUAGCAUUGGAGAAAACAAAAAGACAUGAAACUAUCUUAAGAGCAGAUGCUAUAAUUGAACACUAUCAAUUGGGAAAAGAUGACCCAAAAAUAGUUCCUCGUUUUUGGAUUGAAAUAGAAAGCAAGAGACUCAAAAAACACCAAGAUGCUCUAGAUUGUGAAAUUCAAGAUAUUGUGAAAAGUUUGCUUUGUCUUAAACAAGAUCUACAAGGUUGGGCUAUUCUCACAAAAGGAUACAAUGUUAAGAUUUUGGGUCACGGUGAGCCUAUGUAUCAAACUUUGGCUGAUUUUGAUGUAUGGAAAGACAAAGUGUUACAAAAAGAAGGAUUUGAUAUUGCAUUUCAAGAAUACUAUGAUACUAAGGUUAAAGAGACACGUGUUCGUCCACCAUGUGAAAUUAUUAAUGUUGAUAACAAUAUUAAUGGAAAUGUUAUUGCUACUAUAUCAUGCCCAAAUCCCACGUGUGGACGUGUGAUGGAGGUGUCAUCUGUUAAUUACAAGUGUUGCCACAAUGAUGAUGCUCCACAUAAUGGCAAGAUAUGAAUUUGAGUAAGGGAAGAGGUUGCUCCCAUAAGUUUGCUAGCUUUGGCAAAAUUUGAUUUGAUGUGUUUUGAAUUCAUGUAAUUGUCUACAUAUAUAUUUGCAUGUUUGUAUGUCAAUGAAGAUGAAAGCCUAGUGUGCGUUAUGCAAUUAACCUUGAUGAAAGGGUAGAAAAUAAACAUGGCUUCACUUCAUUUGUUAGUUAAUUAUAAAACUCAAUAAAUGAUUUGCAUGCACAUAAAAUCUGCAUGCAAUUCUCUUUUGUUCAA